AUGCAUUGUGUGUUCAGAGACGCAGGGACAUAUGUUUACAAACACUGCACACAAUACAAUAGCACCUGGUGUUCGCCAUGUGCUCAAAAAUCAUUCAUCGACCUUCCCAGUAGUCUCCCAGAAUGUUUGCCUUGCAAUGCGUGUCAUCCAGAUUUAGGGUUAAGAACAGUCAGGGAGUGCACUCCCACCUCUGACACAGUGUGUGGGCCUCUGGAUCAGCACUACUGCACUGAGACACAUAAGAAGGGCUGCAGAUUUGCACAGAGACACACCAUCUGCAGGCCUGGGCAAUUCAUCAAACGCAAUGGAACAACACUGACUAAUACUGAAUGCGGAGAAUGUCCUGACAGAACAUUUUCAGAAAAUUAUUUUUCUGCAUUCUGCAAACCACACACAGAUUGCCAAUCCUUGGUACUUCAGGAAAUUACAGCUGGAACAAACACAUCAGACAGUGAAUGUGGACCAAGAAAUUAUCCUCGGUCCAGAGUUGCUGGGUUUGUGCCUGCGGUGCUUGUAGUACUUCUAUUAACUGUCAUUUUAGGCAAGAUAAUGAAGAGUGAACAUAAUCGCCAGAGAGAACAGCAGAAUGAAGAGAGGAGAAUGAAGAACAUGGAAACAGAAAAUGAAAACGUGUCAAACCAGCGGCAGGAGAACGGUGUAGGAUCCACAUUUCCCACAAAGGACAAUUCCGCGACGUCCACCCCGCAUGACGUCUAGUUCGUUUCAGCCAAUCCCGGAAUGGCGGGAGCAGUAAACUGUCCCGUAUAGGACCAAAACAUGUUCUCGGGAUCCCCCAUCUUUCUUCCUCUUCUCCUUCGAUUCAUUCCCUUCUUCAACGCACCCUUUUUGGCCAUUUGCUUCAGCUCAUCUGCUCUGAGACUCGGACAAAGGCUGAAUGCUGCACAGCACACUACCAGGCCUACGGACACACCCAGUUACCUUGCGGUAACUUCGUGGCCUGUAGCGAAUGGAAACUGGUGUACGCGGAACGCAACAUCAGUUUACCCCUGCAAAGCUCACCAACGAACAACAGCAACAAACUUUUCCACCCGGAAAAGGGACCAACGAACAUCCUUCCAGCAACCGAGCGGACCAGACGACAACGCACGGCUUUGCGCGCCUCUCCAGGACAUCAUUCACAGCACCAUCACGGCUCCUGUAAGGACAGCACGUCUUUUGGAUCCAAUGCGUAUGGACUCAGUAAGAGAACAAACAUUUAGGCAUAGCCAGUGUUUAGUUUAGUCUUAACUGUUUUUGUGAAUCUGUGAUUCCAUAUUUGCCGUCUUAUCAUUGGAAUGUAUUUUGUUAGCUAUAUAUGUAUAUAUAUAUAUGUAUGUGAAUUGAUUCACAGUCUUUUGCACAUAUAUAGAGUAAACUAUGCAAGUAGUCUCUUCUCACAGCUAACAAUAACUAACACACUUUUACUUUCCUUUGUUCAAGGGACACAC
This is a messenger RNA of Conger conger (European conger), 1448 nucleotides long. Its product is annotated as tumor necrosis factor receptor superfamily member 14-like. The record is from RefSeq and is a predicted model, not a curated record. Gene Ontology annotation, molecular function: protein binding. Gene Ontology annotation, cellular component: external side of plasma membrane. Bases 1 to 717 code for a protein of 238 amino acids. Gene Ontology annotation, biological process: defense response to Gram-negative bacterium; defense response to Gram-positive bacterium; negative regulation of alpha-beta T cell proliferation. The transcript has 8 exons. NCBI's taxonomy places the organism in Eukaryota, Metazoa, Chordata, Actinopteri, Anguilliformes, Congridae.